UGGCGCACCUCCACGCGCACACAUUCACAGAGUGGAGCCUAAACUUCGGUCAGGACACAGGUCCGCUUUUAGACAACUUUCUACCUGAAACACGCUGUUUAGGGACUAGUGCUCAAAGGAAUACAGUCUCUUUUCAGUUCUUGCGCACAAUGGUGGAAUCAACUAGUUAUUUUUCUUCUAAGUGGAAUUACAAGCGCGCUUGAAACUUUGCCUCACGUUUCUCCUCAGUGAUUGUCAGACCCUUCUCGCUCCAAACAUGCCGGAGCGAAUAAGCAUUUCGGACUUCGUGGUCCUCACAAACGAGGAUAUGUCUUCGCCGGGGAAUUCAAGUUUCCAGUCCAAAAUGAGCGACUGUCGAAACACAGUUUCAACCGUGGAGGAGUCUUUGGAGAUGGACCACACAACUCUACAGAGGAUGAAGAAGAUGAUCAAGGCUAUACACACUUCUGGACUCUCGCAUGUGGAGAACAAGGAGCAGUAUGUUGAGGUGCUGGAGAAUCUGGGGAAUAGCCACCUGACCCAGGACAACAACGAAGUCUCCACAGGCUUCCUCAACCUGGCUGUGUUCACCAGAGAGGUCACAGCCCUCUUCAAAAAUCUGGUACAAAACCUCAACAACAUCAUGGCAUUUCCUUUGGAAAAUGUGCUGAAGUCAGAACUCCGGGACAGCAGACUAGAGCUCAAGAAACAGAUGGAGAAGAGUUGGAAGGAGUAUGACAUAAAAAUAGGGAAGCUGGAGAAGGAGAAGACGCGGCAGCUGGGUCUGAUCAGGACAGAGGGAUCAGACGGAGGGGAGGACAUGGAGAGGGAGAGAAGAGCCUUUCAGCUGCAAAUGUGUGAGUAUCUUUUGAAGAUCCAGGAGCUCAAGGUGCGUCAGGGCCCUGAUCUUCUCCAGAGCCUCAUCAAGUAUUUCCAGGCGCAGCUCAGUUUCUUUCAGGAUGGGCUAAAAGCUGCAGAGAACCUUACCCCCUUUAUCGAGAAGCUCGCUGCUUCUGUUCACACGGUGCGUCUGGAUCAGGACGAGGAGGUGAAACAACUCACUCAGUUGAGGGAUUCUCUAAGAUUACUUCUGCAAGUGGAGGGGAAAGAGGAGUACCUGAACAGGAAGAACUCUGGCAACGGGUAUAGCAUCCACCAACCACAGGGCAACAAGAAAUAUGGGACGGAGAAAUCUGGCUUCCUGCUGAAGAAGAGUGACGGUAUCAGGAAGGUUUGGCAGAAGAGAAAGUGUGGAGUGAAGUUUGGCUGCCUGACGAUUUCCCACAGCACGAUCAACCGCCCGCCAGCCAAGUUGAACCUGCUGACCUGUCAGGUGCGACCAAACCCAGAGGACAGGAGGACCUUUGACCUGGUCACUCAUAAUAGGACAUACCAUUUCCAGACAGAGGACGAGCAAGAAUGUAUGAUUUGGGUGUCAGUGUUGCAGAACAGUAAGGAGGAGGCCCUGAACACAGCGUUGGUAGGAGACCAGCUCCACGUCCAGGACAGCGGUCUCCAGGAACUAUCCAGAUCCAUCAUCGCCGAGCUGCGACACAUGCCUGGCAACGAGGCCUGCGCUGACUGUGGAGCACAUGAUCCAACAUGGCUGUCGACCAAUUUGGGCAUCCUGACCUGUAUCGAGUGCUCAGGCAUCCACAGAGAGCUGGGAGUCCAUUACUCUAGGAUCCAGUCUCUCACUCUGGACCUGCUGAGCACCUCUGAGCUUCUUUUGGCCGUCAGUAUUGGCAACACCAGAUUCAACGAUAUCAUGGAGGCGGGCCUUCCAAAUGACUCCGUCAAACCGUUGCCACAAAGUGACAUGAAUGCCAGAAAGGAGUACAUUGUGGCGAAGUACGCUGAGCGCCGGUAUGUCCUGUGCAGAGAAGAGUCCGACCCCGGCCGGCUGUACGACGCUGUGAGGAGCCGAGACCUCACCUCUCUUCUCCAGCUCUACGCUGAGGGAGGGGACCUCUCCAAACCCCUCACACUGUCUGACGGACAGGGGAUCAAAGAGACAGCUCUCCAUCUUGCUGUGCGUCUGGAGGAAAGGAGCUCUCUGGGGCUGGUGGACUUCCUCUGCCAGAACAGCAACUGUCUGGAGAAGAGAACAGCAGAAGGAAACACGGCUCUUCACUACAGCGUUCUGCAUCACAAGCCGGAGUCUCUCAAGUUACUGCUCAAAGCAAAGGCAGCGCUACAAACAGUGAACACUGCCGGAGAGACGGCCCUUGAUUUAGCACGGAGGCUGCAGCACGGGCAGUGUGUGGAGCUGUUGGAGCUGGCACAGAGUGGGAAAUUCAACUCUCAGAUCCACGUGGAGUUCAUGUGGGAGACGCAGUCCCAGGAGUUUUAUGACAGCGAGGAUGACCUGGAUGACAGGGUGAGCCCAUUACCCAAAAACCGCUCCCCUGCGCCCUCAACUGGAGGCAGUGGAUCUGCUUUUGCCCGCUGGAGUGUGAACGGUGCCAACGGUAACGCUGGGAUUAGGCCCUGUCAGACAUAUGAGAAUCUAGACUUCUUAUACAAAAGUCCUCCAGCCAACAGCGCCCCCUCUGCACGACCAGCGCCCCCACUGCCUGUUAAAUCCAUUCAGAGAGGUCGCUCUGACCCCCAGAUUUCGGUCACAACACAGGAAGGUAACCCCCUUCCACGACGGUGCUCUAACCCGCCCUCCAAAUCCUCCAGUCCUCAGGCACAGGCUAGACACAGUCCUCCUUCUCCGAAAACAGAGAACCAGGGCCAGGGGGCGAGGGCACCCAGGCCUCACAACGGACAGGCAGUGGUGCUCAGGGGGGGCCCACCUGGUGCUGGUGCUCAAGUCAGCAUCACACCUACAUCCUCGCAGGGUCGCAUAGGGCCUGUCAGUUCAGAGAAGACCACAUCGUACCGUCGGAUCAGCAGUGGAGCGGGCAGCCAGGGGAAGUGUAGUGUGAUGUCUCCCAGCUGUGUGGGCAGCACAGAGGAGCUGUACUGCAGCUUAGUGGGGAGUAACUCCAGCCUCACCCCAGCUCCUGCUCCACAGGCCUCACCCACCUUGACCUGUGUCCCCCGAUCCCGCAGUAACGCUAUGGUUUCUGGCAGCAGGCCACCUCAGAAGCGUGUCAAGGCUCUCGUGGACUGCAGGGCCGUCAGCUCGGAGCAACUCGCCUUUUUCAAAGAUGAGAUCAUUGUGGUCACAGCCACUAAUGACCCCCACUGGUGGGUUGGCCACAUAGAGGGGGACCCAUCCAGGGCAGGGACCUUUCCUGUCAACUAUGUACACAAACUAACAGACUGAAGGGACGUGGAAGUGUGAGAGAACUGUAUGGAAACAUGACGGAGGAACUGAACCAGCAUGGGAUGCUUACUGGGAACUUAACAUCAUCACACAGUGGAUGGAAUCUACAGGAGAGGACGCUUUUAUUUUCCUGGAUUUAACUCAAACUAGAGGUUUUGACUAAACUGAGAAUAUUUCCACAUGCAGAUACACUAGCCAAGAGAUACCCGAGGAUAUAAAUGGCUCUGUUUUAGGGAUUUCUUUUUAACAUUUACUCAUUCUGGAAACCAAUAAGGGAACUAAGGGCUUCAGAGCCCUAUGACACUUAUUCCAAGGUCAAUAUUAUCCCACUUUUGGUCUGUCCUUGCCUUUUUAAAUUGCAGAAAAACCAUUAACAGGUACAAAUUCAUAUUUGGCUUGGGUAGAAACUGCCUUUAAAUGUCCGUUUUAAAUCGUUUUCAAACAAUGUAAUGCAGAUGUUUAAGCUGUCUAUACUGAUCUAGGAUUUGUUACUAGAAGAAAAACGUACCUGCCGGGAGAAACCCCCUUUAAGGCACUUUAAACUCAGAGAGGAGAUAUCUUCUGAAGAGUUGGCAGGGCUGUAAGUGUGUACCCUGCCAGCUGCUGUAAAUAAAGAUGUAGCUGCUUUUUGUUCUAAACGGAAACUUUUAAGUCUUUUAACUCGCAGUAUAGUGAGACUUUGAUUGGAGGUUGAAACCUGCCCAGUGUCUGUUGCAGCCUGCCCUGGGACUCUAAGGGACUCUGUGCCUUUCAGUCUGCGGCCAAACGGCAGGCGUCUGGGCAGAGAUCUGAAACUCUAGCCCAGCCAUCUUGACUCUGGGCACAGCUCAGAGUGAGAGAUCCAGUUUCUCCUGGCUCCAGGCAUCUGUCUCUGGAGAACCUGGAAUAACGACAGUGUGUUGUAAAAAAGAAAAGACUCUGUGUUCCACCAGGAAAUGACUUUUAAAGAGAGCUUGUUAGUAACAGCACCCCGCUGCAGUAAUUUGUUCGGUGAACACGUGUGCAUCAGAGGAUACACACUCGCACACUUUCACUUACUGUACACACACAGGAGCUCUGGGGGAGAACGGAGAGUUUUAACUGCUUCACUUUUUAUAGUAGUAACACAUACACACAUGUAACACAUUUCACUAACACAAAUUGUUGUACAUACUUGUAUGAACAUGUAAUGAUGUACAGUAUAUAUAUAACCUGUUUUCUUAUAUGUUGUCCUCUAUAAAAGGAUUGUUACACAUAA
This is a messenger RNA of Gymnodraco acuticeps, 4493 nucleotides long. It is a transcript of the gene asap3, whose product is annotated as ArfGAP with SH3 domain, ankyrin repeat and PH domain 3. The coding region runs from base 257 to 3256 and encodes 999 amino acids. Gene Ontology annotation, cellular component: cytoplasm. Lineage: Eukaryota; Metazoa; Chordata; Actinopteri; Perciformes; Bathydraconidae. The record is from RefSeq and is a predicted model, not a curated record. The transcript has 26 exons. Gene Ontology annotation, biological process: positive regulation of GTPase activity. Gene Ontology annotation, molecular function: protein binding; GTPase activator activity.